Messenger RNA from Rotaria sordida, 2340 nucleotides. The record is from the annotation of a GenBank genome assembly. Lineage: Eukaryota; Metazoa; Rotifera; Eurotatoria; Philodinida; Philodinidae.
AUGACGCUCACCGAAGAUCUUGUUUUGACGCAAGCUAUUCUUACUCGUUAUAUCUUAGCAAUAUGUAUGGUAUUGGGUAUUAUUGGUUCUUUAUUUGAUCUAAUUGUUUUUUGUCAAAAGAAAUUUCGUUCAAAUUCAUGUUCAGUUUAUUUUAUAGCAACAUCUAUUUUUAAUUUAUUAGUUAUUCUAUGUGGUAUUAUUCCAGCACUUCUAGCUUCUUAUCAAAACUAUGAUAUAGCUUUAUAUUCAUCAACAUUUUGUAAAGCUAGAGGAUAUAUAAUUCAUGUUCUUUUAAUGAUGUCUCGUUCAAGUGUUGCACUAGCUUGUAUUGAUCGAUUUGCUCUAUGUUCACGUAAUGCUCAUAUUCGUCGUCUAAAUCAAUACAAUAUAGCUAUUUUAUUGGUGAUUAUUAUAUGUAUUCUAUGGUUAAUUUUACCCAUUCAUGUUCUCAUUUAUAUUGAUAUUCAAAUGCCUGGACGACGAUGUGGUGGUUCAGGUACAUAUUUAAUUGUCUAUAGUAUUUAUGCAGCAAUUGUCACAUCGAUUCCACUUUUUAUAAUGAUUAUAUUUUCAUUUUUGGCUAUUCAAAAUCUUCGACUAUCUUAUAUUCGAAUUCAUCCGAAUAUAGUAUAUACUAAUGAAAAUAUAAAUAGGCCAAUAAGAAUGCAAAAACGAGAUAUUCAAUUGAUGACUAUUGUAAUAAGUGAAGUAGUUAUCUAUUUUAUAUCAACAGUAUGGUUUCCAAUAUAUACAAUUUAUUUGACUAUUACAUCAAAUAUUUCAAAAACAACAAAUCGUUUAGCUAUUGAAGGUUUUAUUCGUUAUUUGGCACUUCAAUUCUUAAUAUUUAUUAAUUCAUGUUCAAUAUUUUAUAUUCAUCUUUUAGCUUCAAAGCCAUUUCGUCAAGAAUGUGUUAAUUCACAAUAUGAUAUUUAUAAAAAACCAAAAACUCUAUCUGAAAUGUCAUCGAGAGAAAAACAAAACAAACCAUCAGAUUCAUCGCAACAACAAGACAAUAGGUUUUUUUCUUUCCUUGUCCUACUUUCCAGACUUAAUAUUUUCAAUAUCCUUCGAUCUUUUUUCACACCUAUUGUACGUUAUAUAUUCUCUGGCUUAUCUUUUCUAUCGUUUAAUAGACAAGAUAGUCAAAAACCAGCUAUUAGUCAACAAGAUCGUUCAUCAGAAGAAAAUUUCGACAUUAUAAAAUAUUUACAUAACAAUCGAGAUGAAUUAAUGGAAAGGUAUGGUUAUGGAAAAAGUUCAAAACGUCGAUAUCCUCGUUACUAUUUUAUCAAUAAAAAAAAAUCAAUAUUGAUUAUCCUACAAGGUGAUAUUACAAGAACAAAAGUCGAUGCUAUUGUCAAUGCUGCUAAUGAACAUAUGACAGGUGGUGGAGGUGUUGAUGGAAUUAUUCAUCGAGCUGCUGGACCUGAACUUUAUACAGCAUGUGUAGCUCAUAAAAAAAUCACUCAAGGUGUUCGUUUACCAACUGGUCAUUCUCGUAUUUUACUUAGCUAUAAUAUGUCAUCAACAACUCAUUAUAUUAUUAAUACUGCUGGUCCUGUAUACGAUCGAUACAGAAAAGAAGAAUGUGCCAAAGAAUUGUUUUCAUGUUACCAAACAUCACUUGCUUUAGCAAAUUUGUAUGAUCUUGAAUCAAUUGGUUUUACUGCUAUUAGUUGUGGUAUAUUUGGCUAUCCAGCAAAUCAGGGUGCUGAUGUUGCACUUCGAACAGUUGAUCAAGAAGCUGGUAUAGUACCUGUAGUUGUAUUUGUCCUCUGGGACGAUGAUAUUUAUGAUGCAUGGGUACGAAAAGCUGAAGAAUUAGAAUUCACUUCUUUUGAUAUUGAAAACAUAAAAACAAAAAAUCCAUUAACAUCAUCGAAUGAUAAUGAUCAAAUUGAAACUAAGAAAAAUCUAAAUAAAAAUGAUGAUCAACCACGAUCACCAACAACAUUCAAUCCACCUGUCAGAGAUUUUUCAACACAUGAUAAAACACCAGAAGAUAAUACUAAAUCUUUACUCGACAGACUACCGUCUGUUCCUAGUGAUACAUCUGAUACUCAAAAAACUGCAGACAUGGAAGAAGAUGACAAUUCAUCAAAUGAAAAGCAUCCAUUACACAAUCAACAAACUCAAGAUAUGACAAGUGUUACUCAAGAAGAAGAAAAAUCAACAACAAAGGAUCAUUCUGAACAAAAAUCAGUUGAAGAAACAAUGGACCAACAUCACAAUAAACAAAUAAAAACAAAUGAUGAUCCUAGUCAGCUACCAGUUUCGAAGAAGACCAACAAUUCUCAUGCUGAAGUAGCAAAAAAUGAAACAGCUAAAGACAACUAA